Molecule: messenger RNA, 1046 nt
Organism: Cryptomeria japonica (Japanese cedar)
Lineage: Eukaryota; Viridiplantae; Streptophyta; Pinopsida; Cupressales; Cupressaceae
Product: glycine-rich RNA-binding protein 4, mitochondrial
Exons: 4
Coding region: 265-699 (144 amino acids)
Molecular function (GO): RNA binding
Source: RefSeq, a predicted model, not a curated record
UACUAAGCUUCCUGAUUCUCUGAAAAGUAACAAAAGUGGCUUCUACAAACGCUAAACAACUAGAGAGUUUUCUCCAAAACCUCGUUCGGAAGCCAUUGCUUCUCUUUUGACGCACUGCAAGUUUGUUUCAGACGAAACAUCCUUUUGCUAUUUACUUCACAAAGCUCGUGUUCCUCGCCAUCUCAUUCUCAAAUUACAUUAAAAGAGCCUCUUGUUUGUUUUUGGUCAUAGAUAGUCACCACUUUGGUGUAACUUAGGAUAAACAUGGCUCUUGUAUUACGGUUGAGAUAUUUAUUUGGAGGCAGGAGCGCCACUAUCGCUAGCAGUGGCUAUUUCCCACUUCUUCCAAUAAGGGAACUGAGUACAAAUUCACAACUCUUCAUUGGAGGGCUUUCUUACGAUACAAAUGAGCGAGUUUUAAAAGAUGCAUUCUCUCGUUACGGUGAAGUGCUUGAAGUUAAAGUGCUGGUUAAUCUAAAUACAGGACGGUCAAAGGGGUGUGGAAUUGUGCAAUUUGCUUCUGAAACAGAGGCAGAUAAUGCUCGAAAAGAAAUGGAUGGGGUGCAACUGGAUGGAAGAAAUAUUCGUGUGGAAUUUCCAAAUAGCAGACCACUUCGUAUUGGUGGAGCUCCCCAAGGUACUGCAAGACCACCUUCAAGUCUGAACAAAGAAACAUUUAUUGAAGGUUUGGAUGAUUGAGAAGGUUGACAUGUUUUAUUAUUGCAAAACACUACUGGCACAUAAUUCUUGGAUUGUGCUAGAGUGUGAUGUAGCAUUCAUCAUAUUAUUUCUAGUUUUAUUAUUGUCAGAGUGCAGGUAAUUUUCUGAUGUAAUAGGAAUGCAUCUUCAAGAUCAUCGACAUGAUUGUAUGCAAGUAGUAAUUUUAAGUGAAAAUGUCUACGAUUAAUGUAGAGAAAGUUUGAUUAAUUUCUGGUGCAAUAUAUUAUUGCAUUGCUCUGGUAUAUUUAUCUUUUACUUUGCAUAACCGUGAGGGAAUAGAACAUAUGCUGUAUGUGGGUGUGAACAAAUAACAUACUCAUUUAUCA